Neogale vison (American mink) is the source of this 3015-nucleotide messenger RNA. RefSeq names its product dpy-19 like 4 (gene DPY19L4). NCBI's taxonomy places the organism in Eukaryota, Metazoa, Chordata, Mammalia, Carnivora, Mustelidae. Gene Ontology annotation, cellular component: nuclear inner membrane. The transcript has 20 exons. Bases 90 to 2333 code for a protein of 747 amino acids. Gene Ontology annotation, molecular function: mannosyltransferase activity. The record is from RefSeq and is a predicted model, not a curated record.
UGGGGCUGCCGAGGGGUUCGGCGACGCGGAGGGCCGGAGACUCCGGGCCGCUCGGGACCCGGAGGGUCACCCGGGCCUCCGCGGAGACCAUGGCGGAAGAAGAAGGACCAACAGUAGAACUGCGCCAAAGAAAAAAGCUGAAGUCUUCAGAAAAUAAGGAAUCUGUCAAAGAAGAGAAAAUCAGUGACACUCCAAUUCCUGAAAGAGCUCCAAAACGAAGAUACUCAGUCUUACUAGUUCUGGAAGCAGUCUUGAGGCCCAAGGUCGUCCUGUCUACAUCAGGGCCAGAUGUAUUAUUUCAGCGCUUUGCAAAGAUUUUCAUUGGCUGUCUUGCAGCAGUUACUAGUGGUAUGAUGUAUGCUCUCUAUUUAUCAGCAUACCAUGAACGGAAAUUCUGGUUUUCCAACAGGCAGGAACUUGAACGAGAAAUCACAUUUCAAGGUGACAGUGCCAUUUAUUACUCUUAUUAUAAAGAUAUGUUAAAAGCGCCCUCAUUUGAAAGAGGUGUUUAUGAAUUGACACACAAUAACAAAACUGUAUCUCUGAAGACUAUAAAUGCAGUGCAGCAAAUGUCUCUGUAUCCAGAACUUAUUGCCAGUGUUUUAUAUCAAGCAACUGGUAGCAAUGAGAUUAUUGAGCCAGUUUAUUUCUAUAUUGGCAUUGUUUUUGGAUUGCAAGGAAUAUAUGUUACUGCUUUAUUUGUUACAAGUUGGCUUAUGAGUGGAACAUGGCUAGCAGGAAUGCUUACUGUUGCAUGGUUCAUUAUUAACAGGGUAGAUACAACAAGAAUUGAAUACUCCAUUCCUUUAAGAGAAAACUGGGCACUACCAUAUUUCGCAUGCCAAAUUGCUGCACUUACAGGCUAUUUAAAAAGCAACUUAAAUACUUAUGGAGAGAGAUUUUGCUACUUAUUGAUGAGUGCUUCAACUUACACAUUUAUGAUGAUGUGGGAGUACAGCCACUAUCUCUUAUUUCUUCAAGCAGUAUCUCUUUUCUUGCUAGAUAGUUUUUCACUGGAGCAAAGUGACAAGGUUCAUGAAGUUUAUAAAAUCUAUAUAUUUUCUCUCUUUCUGGGAUAUUUACUGCAGUUUGAGAAUUCAGCUUUAUUGGUGUCUCCUUUAUUGAGUUUAGUAGUAGCCUUAAUGCUUGCUAAGUGCCUUCAGCUGAAUGUGAAGAAGGGAACUUUUAUAGCUAAAAUAAUGAAAGUGAUUAAGUUUUACUUGGUGUGUACUCUGACAGUGACACUGAACAUUAUAAUGAAGAUGUUUGUCCCACACAAAGAAAAUGGGCACAUGCUGAAAUUCCUUGAAGUAAAAUUUGGACUAAAUAUGACUAAGAAUUUUACAAUGAAUUGGCUCCUAUGUCAAGAAUCCCUGCAGGCACCAUCUCAAGAUUUUUUUUUGCGAUUGACACAGUCUUCUUUAUUACCUUUCUAUAUUUUAGUGUUAAUUAUUUGUUUUCUUUCUAUGAUGCAAGUUAUUUUUAGGAGAAUUGGUGGUAAGUCCUUGAAAGAAACUAUUACUCUUGAAGAUGGACGAAUUGGAGGAAGGCCAGAAAUAAUUUAUCAUGUGAUUCACACCAUUUUAUUGGGCUCUCUUGCAAUGGUUAUAGAAGGUUUGAAAUACCUCUGGACUCCAUAUGUGUGCAUGUUAGCAGCAUUUGGUGUAUGUUCUCCUGAACUUUGGAUGACACUUUUCAAGUGGCUUCGAUUACGAACUGUACACCCAGUAUUGUUGGCUCUUAUUCUGAGUAUGGCUGUUCCCACUAUAAUAGGUCUCAGCUUAUGGAAAGAGUUUUUUCCAAGAUUAAUGACAGAAUUAAUGGAACUACAAGAAUUUUAUGACCCAGAUACAGUGGAACUUAUGACCUGGAUAAAAAGGCAAGCUCCAGUUGCAGCUGUGUUUGCAGGGAGUCCACAGUUAAUGGGCGCCAUUAAAUUAUGCACUGGAUGGAUGGUGACCAGCUUGCCCCUUUACAAUGAUGAUGAUCUUCUCAAGAGAAAUGAAAACAUCUAUCAAAUCUAUUCAAAGCGAUCUGCUGAGGAUAUUUAUAAAAUACUGACAUCCUACAAGGCUAAUUACCUAAUUGUAGAGGAUGCUAUCUGCAAUGAGGUGGGAACCACGAGAGGCUGUAGGGUUAAAGAUUUAUUAGACAUUGCAAAUGGCCACGUGGUUUGCGAAGAAGGUGACAAGUUAACCUACUCAAAAUAUGGGCGAUUUUGUCAUGAAGUCAAAAUUAACUAUUCUCCAUAUGUGAAUUAUUUCACUAGAGUAUACUGGAACAGAUCCUACUUUGUAUAUAAAAUCAACACUGUGAUAUCCUUUCAGUCUUGAAAGACAGCGGAGCCUUCAUUUCAAAGACUUAUAUCACUUGAAGGAAAAUGUGAUUUUCUUCUUACCUACACGGUGUCUUUUAGAAAUCAGAGUAUGGACAUUUGAAAUGCUGCUGCUUUUUCCCUCCUGCUCUUAACUGGAUUCAGAGUUCUGCAGGGAAUAGAACAUCAAACAUUACUGUCCUUUGGUAAAAUGUCAAAUCUACCAGUCUGUCAUAUUCUGGUCAGGUGUUUUCCUUAUCAUUACAUGGUCUUUACAGACUUUAUCUUCUCAUUAUCUUCUCAACUAUUAUAAAAUUGUCCUCAUAAAUCUUCAUUCUGUCUUAACAUAGGUCUUGAAUUUGAAUAUGUUCAAGGUGAGAAUAUAUUUCUCAAAUAGAACAUUUAAUAAAUAUUUCAUUUAAUGUCAUAUAAUUAUAGACUCAAAAGAAGGGAUUCCUCUUACCCUCACGGCAGUUUCUGAAGGUAUUUCAUGGUUUAUAAUAGAAUUGAAAUAGUACAGUAAAAACUAAUUUAAAUGUUAGCUGAUAAUAUGUGACAUUUAAAUUAAAAUUUGUAAAUUGUAUAAAGGAAUGUGAUUUUGAAGGAUAUACAUAGAGAUAUAUCCAGAUGUUCCAUGAUACGGCUCUCAUCAUCUGCUGCUUGUAUAACUGUGCACUUUCUUAGUAAAAUACAUACAUGAU